Messenger RNA from Syngnathus typhle (broad-nosed pipefish), 2505 nucleotides. RefSeq names its product dopachrome tautomerase (gene dct). The coding region runs from base 139 to 1680 and encodes 513 amino acids. Gene Ontology annotation, cellular component: melanosome. Gene Ontology annotation, biological process: developmental pigmentation; positive regulation of neuroblast proliferation; melanin biosynthetic process from tyrosine. Gene Ontology annotation, molecular function: oxidoreductase activity; dopachrome isomerase activity. The record is from RefSeq and is a predicted model, not a curated record. The transcript has 8 exons. NCBI's taxonomy places the organism in Eukaryota, Metazoa, Chordata, Actinopteri, Syngnathiformes, Syngnathidae.
CCAAUUGCUUUAAGUGCCAUUUCCACAAAUUUUCUCCGUAUCUAAUUUGAACAUACACAACCAGGGAGGGAAGCCGGACUCCAGUUGAUCGACAAGCAGAUUUUUCCCUACGGACUGCAAUAAACAAGGGGGUGGAAAAUGAAGAUUGUUUUACUUUUCAGCCUUUUUUGCUUAUUUCUGCAACCCGGUGAGGCUCAGUUCCCUCGAGCGUGCUGCACCGUGGAGGGGAUUGUGUCCAAGCGCUGCUGCCCUGCUCUGGGCUCCGAUUCUGCAAACAUAUGCGGCACCCUGACGGGAAGAGGAAACUGCACUGCUGUCCGAGUCGACACCAAACCCUGGGGAGGUCCGUACAGGCUCAGGAAUGUCGAUGACCGGGAGAGAUGGCCCACCAAAUUUUUCAACCAGACUUGCAGGUGUAAUGGCAACUUUGCAGGCUAUAACUGCGGGCAGUGUAAAUUCGGCUGGACGGGACCAAACUGCGACCAGAGGAAAGCUGCCGUCAUCCGCAAGGACAUCCUGACGCUGAGCUCUGCAGAGCUCCAGGAAUUCCUGGAUGCCCUGCAACUGGCUAAAACCACCAUCCACCCAGAUUACAUGAUUGCCACUCAGCACUGGCUGGGCCUUCUGGGGCCAAAUGGAACCGAGCCCCAGUUUGCCAACAUCUCCAUUUACGAUUUCUUUGUGUGGCAACACUACUACUCUGUACGAGAUACUCUGCUUGGUCCCGGUCGGCCAUUCAAAGCCAUUGAUUUCUCACACAAAGGACCUGCAUUCAUCACCUGGCAUAGGUAUCACCUCCUCAGCUUGGAAAGAGACCUACAGAGGCUGACUGGCAAUGAGAACUUUGCAGUACCUUUCUGGAACUUUGCCACCGGGCAAAACGAUUGUGACGUGUGCACAGACGCUCUGCUGGGAGGCCGAGACCCCGACAACCCCUCCCUCAUCAGUAACCAGUCCAGAUUCUCGAAUUGGGGCGUGGUGUGUAACAGUUUGGAUGACUACAAUCGUCUGGUGACCCUUUGCAAUGGCACCAAUGAGGGCUUGAUUCAGAGAGGUGUGAUGAGAGGAGCUAACGCAACUAUGCCCACCAUGAGUGACGUUCGCAGCUGCCUGGGUAUCCGGGACUUUGACAGCCCUCCAUACUUCACCAACUCUUCCUUCAGCUUCAGAAACGCCCUGGAAGGGUAUGACAAGCCCGACGGCGAACUGGAUGAAACUGUCAACAAUCUCCACAACCUGGUCCACGCGUUGCUCAACGGAACCAGCUCUUUGCCCCACUCUGCAGCCAACGACCCCCUCUUCCUGGUUCUCCACGCUUUCACUGAUGCCAUUUUUGAUGAGUGGAUGAGGAGGUUUGUCCCUUCCAAUGCCACCUUCCCGGAUGAAAUGGCCCCCAUCGGUCAUAACCGAGACUACAACAUGGUUCCGUUCUUCCCUCCGAUCACAAAUGAAGAGAUCUACAUACCAUCAGAGCAGUUGGGCUAUUCCUACGCUGUUGACUUUGAAGACGCAGGAGGAUCAGCAGUGUUUGUGGUGGGAUCAACUCUUGGGGGAGUCUUCAUCGGGCUCCUGGCGCUCCUCCUCAUCUUUGUGCUCUACCUUCGCCAGCGCAGAAACACAGGCUUCGAACCCCUGAUAAAAGCGGACUUCACACACAGGAAGUACACGGACGAAGCAUAGAUCCCUCUCACUUUGCAGUAGCAGAAGGAAAUGAAACAUGAGAAACAUAUUAAUCGUGUAGAGCGGGGGUGGAGAACCUACGGUCCGGGGGCAUAUAAACAUCCAGCCUGAAAUCUAGAUCAAACUUGUCCAACACAAAAACUGAAAUGGUCCUUCACAAGGUUCUCCAUCCCUGUUGUCAAGUCACAUAUUUUGAAUGAGAAAAUUUCACAGUGCAACGCCAAAAGUAGUCACAUUAAGAAUAUUUACAAAAAUGUAUUCCACUGAUUUAAUACAAAUUGAUUUACUUUAGUGUGAAAUUUGGAUCUGUUAAGUUAUAGUACACAAAAUAUAGGUUUAUUGUGCCUUCUGCCAUCUAGUGGACAAACAAUUAAUUGUCACUACAUUAUCGGCAUAAAUUGAUGAACGGCGAUACAUUUAUUUGUAGUAAAUCCUUUUUACGACCUGAUGAGCUCUCGCGGCACACUUCAUCGUGAUAGGGAGUCACUGUUGUAGAAACAAUUAAAAUCAUAUAAUAAAUUAACACUUUAUAAUACUUGAAAUAAAAAUAAGAACUCACAUUAAAUUACGUCAUCUAUUUGGAAAGAAAUGAAUAAUUUUAUCAUUCCGGAGUCAUCACAAAUGAGAACCUAUAGGAAUGUUUUUACAAAUAUUUAUUCUUAAGAACAGUACAAAAACACUGAAUGCAAUCAUCCUCUUUAAUUAAUUGCAUUGUAAGGCAUAUUUGCUCAUCCGCUUGAAAUCAAAGUCAAGCUGAGUUCAUUUGAAUGUAACGUCAUAUAACAACAAUGCACUGAUGAGAAAUAAAAACAGUGACUUGAAGCA